AGUAUUGAAGAAAAAAGGAAGGGUAAGUAAAUUGGGAAUGGUGGUGGUAGUGCCAGGUGUCUGUCUGAGGAGAAAAUAGAAUAAAAAGCUAUGAAAUUUUGGCACAAGGUCUGAUUGUAGAAUUGAAGAAGAUGACUGGGGGGGGUAUCACUAUGCAAUCGACGCCGGGAAGCUCAGGAUACUUGGAUUUGUAUCCAGAGCGGAAGAUGUCCUUUUUCAAAAAUCCUUACAUUCUCGGACUGGCUGCUGUCGCCGGCAUCGGUGGUCUCCUCUUCGGCUACGACACUGGUGUGAUAUCAGGGGCUCUUUUAUACAUUAAGGAUGAUUUUGAGGAGGUUAGAAACAGCAAUCUUCUCCAGGAAACAAUAGUCAGCAUGGCUAUUGCCGGGGCAAUCGUGGGAGCAGCAUUGGGUGGUUGGAUUAAUGAUGCCUAUGGUCGAAAGAAGGCCACCCUCUUUGCCGAUGUUAUCUUUACCGCCGGAGCAAUAAUCAUGGCUUCUGCUCCAGAUCCUUAUGUUCUCAUUUUGGGACGCCUUCUGGUUGGUUUGGGUGUGGGCAUAGCUUCUGUCACUGCUCCCGUUUAUAUUGCAGAAGCAUCACCUUCCGAAAUAAGGGGUUCAUUAGUCAGCACAAAUGUCCUCAUGAUAACCGGUGGACAGUUUCUUUCCUAUCUUGUUAACCUCGCUUUUACUGGUGUUCCUGGUACUUGGCGAUGGAUGCUUGGUGUUUCUGGUGUGCCUGCUGUUGUUCAGUUUGUUCUCAUGCUCUUCCUCCCUGAAUCCCCAAGAUGGCUUUUUGUCAAGAAUAGGAAAAAUGAAGCCGUUGAUGUGCUUUCUAAGAUCUUUGACGUUGCUCGCUUAGAAGACGAAGUCGAUUUCCUCACUGCUCAAUCCGAGCAAGAGCGCCAAAGAAGGUCAAAUAUCAAAUUCUGGGAUGUUUUUAGAUCCAAAGAAAUCAGACUGGCAUUCCUCGUCGGUGCCGGACUUCUGGCUUUUCAGCAGUUCACGGGUAUUAACACAGUCAUGUACUACAGCCCGACAAUUGUCCAAAUGGCAGGGUUCCAUGCUAAUGAAUUGGCUCUUCUUCUAUCCCUUAUAGUUGCCGGCAUGAAUGCAGCCGGAACAAUUCUUGGCAUUUACCUUAUCGACCAUGCUGGACGAAAAAAAUUAGCUCUUUCUAGUCUGGGAGGAGUAAUUGUAUCUUUGGUCAUCUUGGCCUUUGCAUUUUAUAAGCAAUCAUCCACGUCAAAUGAGUUGUAUGGAUGGCUUGCAGUUGUAGGCUUAGCCUUGUAUAUUGGUUUUUUCUCGCCAGGAAUGGGGCCUGUGCCAUGGACUCUGAGUUCAGAGAUAUAUCCGGAAGAAUAUCGAGGUAUCUGUGGGGGCAUGUCAGCUACUGUGUGUUGGGUCUCAAAUUUGAUUGUCUCAGAGACCUUUCUUUCAAUUGCGGAGGGUAUAGGGAUUGGUUCAACUUUUCUGAUUAUUGGUGUCAUAGCUGUGGUUGCAUUUGUAUUUGUGCUUGUUUAUGUUCCAGAGACCAAAGGAUUGACCUUUGAUGAAGUGGAAGUAAUAUGGAGGGAGAGAGCUUGGGGCAAGAACCCCAACACACAAAACCUUCUUGAGCAGGGAAGUAGUUCCUAAUUAAUAAAGUGUGAGCUUGUUGGCCUAAAUAGAUGUAUCGUGUGGGUACAUUUCACAUAAGCAUUUUAUUAUGACUUUAUAUAUCAUACUGUUUGAUUUGGUUCGCAUCUUUCACUUGCCUCAUAAUAUAAGUGAAUGGAAUGGGAAUAGUUGUGUAGUUCCAUCGAUCGGCACCAUCAUUAAAAUGCUGUAGUUCCAUCGUCCAUGGUUAUUUCAACUCAUUUUGUGGAGUUUCACUUUUACAACGUGACUUCUCACUUGCCUU
Molecule: messenger RNA, 1902 nt
Organism: Glycine soja
Lineage: Eukaryota; Viridiplantae; Streptophyta; Magnoliopsida; Fabales; Fabaceae
Product: inositol transporter 1-like
Exons: 4
Coding region: 132-1637 (501 amino acids)
Biological process (GO): transmembrane transport
Cellular component (GO): membrane
Molecular function (GO): myo-inositol:proton symporter activity
Source: RefSeq, a predicted model, not a curated record